GAGUGAAAAUACAUCAGUUUAUUUCUAGACAAACUAACGAUUAGACGCGUAAACAUUUUGUAAUAACAUCAUAAAAUAAUUGUUGCCAAACAAACUAAACAUGUUAUUAUUUUUACUAAUUGUACUAUCAAUUAUUCUAUAUUUCCUGAUAAGACGCCAUUAUUCUUUGUGGCAACGUUUGGGUAUCGAAUACGAUGAACCAACAAUUCCCCAUGGCUCCCUACUAAAAGUCAGGCGUAAAGAAAGAGCCUUUGGUUUGGUUAUGUCUGAUCUUUAUGAGAAAUACACCAAGAAAUUUGUGGGCAUUUAUUUGUUUAUAAAACCGGCGAUUCUAUUGAGAGAUGCGGCUCUGGUGCGUCAAAUAAUGACAACUGAUUUUGCCAGCUUUCAUGAUCGUGGUGUUUAUGUCGACGAGAAAAAUGAUCCGAUGUCAGCAAAUUUAUUUACACUUAAAGGACAAACCUGGCGAUCCUUGAGAGCAAAAUUAACACCUUCAUUUACAUCAGGAAAAUUGAAAGGAAUGUUUAGUACGGUUGAUGAUGUGGCCGAUAAAUUAGUAAAACAUUUGAAAGGGCAAUUGGAUGAUGGAAAUACGCAUACAUUGGAAAUAAAAAGUCUGACUACCACCUACGCCAUUGAUAUCAUUGGUUCCGUUAUAUUUGGUCUGGACAUUGACAGUUUUAGCAAUCCUAAGAAUGAAUUCAGACAAUUAAGUGAUAGACUUUUCUUGCGAUCAGGAGUAUUAUUAAGCAUAAGAAACAUAAUGAGUUUUGUCUGUCCACCAAUUGCCCGAUUUAUAACCGCCCUUGGAGUUAAGGACUCUGUCGUGUAUAAUUUAAAAGAUAUUGCUAAGAGAACCAUAGAGUUCCGGGAGAAAAAUGGUGUAUAUAGAAAAGAUAUGUUGCAACUAUUGAUACAGCUGCGUAAUACGGGUAAAAUUAGCGACGAUAAUGAUGGUUUAUGGCAAAUUGAAACGACAGCGGAAAACCUAAAGUCCAUGUCAAUUGAAUUGAUUGCAGCGCAAUUAUUUCUCUUCUAUAUAGCUGGUUCAGAGACCACCGCAGCAACCACAUCUUUUACCAUUUACGAAUUUGCCAUGUAUCCGGAAAUACUGAGAAAGGCUCAAAACGAGGUAGAUGAAUGUUUAAAAAAACAUGGCUUAAUGCCCGAGGAUAAACUAACAUAUGAAGUCAUACAAGACAUGAAAUAUUUGGAUUUGUGUGUUAUGGAAACCACUCGCAAAUAUCCUGGUCUCCCAUUUUUGAAUCGUGAAUGCACUCAGGAUUUUACAGUUCCCGACACAAAUUUCACCAUUAAAAAAGGCACCGGCAUUAUUAUUUCGCUGUUGGGUAUUCAUCGCGACGCUGAAUAUUUUCCCAAUCCUAUGGAUUAUAAACCAGAACGUUUUUCUGAGGAGAUUAUGGAUUAUAAUCCUGUAGCAUUCAUGCCCUUUGGCGAGGGACCACGUCAUUGUAUAGCUCAACGUAUGGGUGUUAUGAACGUGAAGGUGGCUUUGGCUAAAAUAUUAGCAAAUUUCAAUAUUGAACCCAUGAAACGAAAAGAAGUGGAAUACAAAUUUCAUGUUUCGCCUGUACUAGUGCCAGUUGAUGGUUUGAAAGUGGGACUAUCAAAGAGAUGGUGAAGUGUUUUUAUAUAACAUUAAAGAUAAAAUCGUACAAGUGAACAGUUCUAAUCAGAAAUCUGUUGACAAUAAUAACAAUGAUGGAAAUAAUUCAAAACUUUUAAGGGCAUUUUAUUAAUAUUGUUACGUUUUAACCUAUUCAAAACGCUGGUUUAUUUCCUUUAAAUAAACUGAAUACUUUUGAUUGCAAAUAAAAGCCGUUUAGUAGUUUGAAAA
This is a messenger RNA of Calliphora vicina (urban bluebottle blowfly), 1858 nucleotides long. It is a transcript of the gene Cyp6d2, whose product is annotated as cytochrome P450 6d1. Lineage: Eukaryota; Metazoa; Arthropoda; Insecta; Diptera; Calliphoridae. Gene Ontology annotation, molecular function: iron ion binding; heme binding; oxidoreductase activity, acting on paired donors, with incorporation or reduction of molecular oxygen. Bases 101 to 1642 code for a protein of 513 amino acids. The record is from RefSeq and is a predicted model, not a curated record. The transcript is spliced from 5 exons.